AUGUUAACGUUGUUUAGUAUAAUCUCGACAGCAAGCAAGACUGACAAGGAAAGUAAAAAGAGAGAAAACGAGGUAUUUUGUAAACAAUUAUAUAAACAUUAAUUUAGUAUGUACAAUCAAACAAUCAAUAUUUCUCGAAUUACAUCGUGGCUUCAUUUUAUAAAUAAAUAUAUAUAUAUAUAUAUAUAUAUAUAUAUAUAUAUAUAUAUAUAUAUAUAUAUAUAUAUAUAUAUAUAUAUAUAUAUAUAUAUAUAUAUAUAUAUAUAUAUAUAUAUAUAUAUAUAUAUAUAUAUAUAUAUAUAUAUAUAUAUAUAUAUAACUUCAAAGAAACUUAUUUUUAAAUUAAGAAACUUAUUUUUAUUUCAAACAUGUUAUCAGUAUUACAAACGAUAUUUGAUUCGAAGUAAUAGUGACAAAAUAAAGAAAGUGACAAAGCAAAAAAGAACAUCGUAUUCACCAAGGUAUAUGUGGAACUGAACACUAUAGGGAACGGAAUUCGAAAUUUUGAAAUACCACAGGGAACAUCUUCUCAUUCUGAGAAACAAUCCUUUAAAAGUUUAAUUGAAUUGCUAGCUGUCGCUGCAUCCAUCCGGUUCGUUAGAAAAUCGAUGAGUCAAUUAAUAAUAGUUGGUGGAAUAGUAAGUUGGUAUAGUUUUUAUUAGCCAAUAUCAAACAAUUAUCUAUAUAAGUAAAUGACUUGAAAAAUCAAUCUUAAAUUUCAGUAAUGACUGAAUUUGUACUUCAUUUGAAUAGGGAAAUUCCUGUAAAGAUGGAGCAGGCGAACGAGCCUCCUCUGGAGAGCACAAGUACGUUAAACUGUAAUAAAUUGAACUCAUAAAGAUGUUGUAUUAUUUUGUAUGAGUUAUGAACAAAUCAGUAGUAAUUGGUUAUUAAAAUGAAAGGCUCGAAUUUUGUUCGUAGCAUUAUUCAUUUUCUUUAAUUAAUCAAAAUAAUCAAUAUCGAUAAAUUAAAUGGACAUGCAUAUGUACCUUCGGAAGCGAUUAAUUCACCUGAAAUUCAACUAAUUUUUCCUUUAAAAUAUCCAGGAGUGACUUACAGAAUAAGUUGGUGGCCAUAGAGGAUGAUGUCCCUCAAUGCAGUGAGGUAUGAAUUACAGUAGUUUCAUAAAUCAUAUUGUUAUAUAGCUAGGGUGAAUACCAAACGUGAUUAACUGAUUUGUAGUCACGUGGCUUUAGAUAAAUGCAAUAUAUCCCGCCAGGCAACAAGUGAAAAGUGCAUGCAUGUUCUUCGCCCCGACCGGUUAUACUACGUACAGAAAUGCACCGCGGCACCGCUAGUACUUGCAUGCAAGUUUUUAAAAUACAAUUUUCCAGGUUUAUCUUAAAAUAAAGAAUGUAAAAGUUAAGAAAAUACGCCACAGGCAACCGGAUAUGCUACUGAAAACUGAUUAGGCGUAGGUUCUUUUAAUUUUAAACUCGUUUAAUAUAUACUAUCGAGUUCUUGUAAUGAAAUACAAAUGUUGUUAAUUUGUUAUGGACGUUAUGGACAGUAUCGACCGUUUGCAUGACCCCGCCUGUUUGACUUGAUUGCUUUAUUAACAUCUCUAUGAAUCUCUGCUUAUAUAAAACACAGUGACAUAAUUACUUUUUCGUCACAGAUAGAGUUAUAAAAUAAAUAUGGACUUUUAUAUAUAGACUCACAGCUCAUUAAAAAUAAAUUUUAGAAAUAUACAAUUUUUUUUUCAAAAAUGUUUGCAGAAUGUAUAAAGAUUCUCUACGCUUAUCACACAAGAAUGGAAAUAAUUAUAAUAAAAUUCGAAAACUGAUUCUAUAUUAUGUAAACAAAAAUAUUUCUCGGGUUAGUUUUGUUUAGAAAAGGCUGAGAAAAUUGGUAAAAUGAAACAUAAAUCUAGUGCUCUAAAUAGCUAUUAUAGUUUUAAUAAUAUUUUCGUUGAUUUAUAAUUACUGCCUGAAAAAUAUAUGGAGAAUUUCGACGUUUCGAACGAAAGCCCUUCGUUUGUAGUUACCCAUACUAGUAAAUCAAAACGAAGGGCCUUCGCUUGAAACGUAUAGAAAUUUUCCUUAUAUUUUACAGGCAUGCAGUUGCAACCCUAUACCAACGAAAGCUUGCAUGUUCAUAUUAUUGGCACUAUACCUAUACACUUUUCACUUUACAACUAAAGUUUCGAAAACACAUCGUCAGCGACACUGUAGAGCACAACUAAAACAUCACACAUCAUACUACUGAAUAGUUUGAGCCUAUAUACUGUAGGAUACAAAACAAAAUGGUUUUAAAACAACAUCACUGCAAGGCCAGCAAAAUGGCCAACUAAAUCAGACAAACAAAAGUUUGAAGGGAAUAUUUCUGAUCGCAGUUUAAACAAGUUUUAAAUCGUCCGUAAAUAUGUUUUACAGAUCAUUUUUUGAAAAGAUCAUUUUUUUGAAAAGCACCAUGUACUAUAGUCUGCUGGUAAAUAUUGCGUCCGAUUUACUGCAUGGUCAACUAGCCAAUCAAAACGCGCACCUUCACUCGAAACGUCGAAAUUCUGACUAGUUUAAUUAACAGGUAAUUGCAUCCAUAGCGACGAAAUCUUGUUAUUUGAUUGCCACAACCACAGUACCACAACCUAACAUAUUGGCACAGACUGUUCAAGUUUAUACGUUAUUUAGCUAUACUUUUUAUUUGUUACUUUUUAUCUUAGAAAUGUUUAACAGUUGGAGAGCAAGUCACUAGCAUUGAGAGGUUUGUAAAAAUACAUUAUGUCGUCUUUCCAUUUGGUCACAACUAUCGUAACCGUGCCAUCUCGUCCUAUAUUUGUGUGCGAAAUGCAAAUCAGAGUGUAGAGACACUCCAUAACAUUGUUCAAGAUAGUUAUAUGAAAACCAUGCUUCAUGGUAUAUAUUCGUUUUUGCACGGUUCGCUUUAGUCUGUUCUUUAUUUAUAAUACCUAUCAUCUAUAUUCCGAAAAACCAUUAUAUAAUCGCCACGAUUUUCCAUGCAGCGACAGUCUUUAAAUUAGACAAACAUUAAAUUAAACGAUAACUUGCAUAUAGUGUAAAGUAUGAAAGUGUGUGACUAAUACUGAGGAGAAUUAUAAUUGGAGAGUUAAAUAGAAGAUUUAAAAUUUCGGACAGUUGGGUUCCAGUCUUGUCCAAACCACGCCACUUUUUAGCGACCGCGCGGUCUAUGUUCCUAACUCUCCCGAUAAAAUUUGGUUCAACUCACUUCUGUACAAAUGAUGCCAGGUUAAACGUUUUUGUAACUCUCUGUUGUCAUGGUUGGGAAGCAGAAAGUGAGUCGAAUAAACGGCGUUCAAAAAAGAGGCAUAUGACGAACGUCUACACUGCAUUGGCAAUGAUACUUUGAGGAGAUUUGCCAAUGAACGAGAUUUCUUAGAGAAUUAUUUGAUGCCUCCUGCCGUCUCCUAGCUGUGUGUACAUAUUGUCUUAGAUGUGACGAAUGUGCCAGUAUGGAAUGUAGCAUAUCUGUGCACCACACAGGAUAACAGACAGUUUCACGAGGCCAUGUUUACAUUGUAUCUGAUCACUUUGUGUCCGACGCAAAAACCAUACCGGAUAGGGCUUCUGUUUACAUAUGAAAUGUUGUUAUCGUCUCAAUUUCUGCAACGAACCGGUGGUGCUGCAGGUUGCUUUUUUCGGUUGAAUGCGCGACUGAAGAUAGGCGUAUAGCAAAAACUUGCUAUUCUAAUCUUUUAAAUGAUGUCUGUAAUAUUGUUCUAUUUGGUAAAAAAAUAUAAGCAAAUACGACGGCGUAGAAGGGCGGGGCUAGAAGCUGUUUCCAUUUCAGUCGUAACGUUUCGCGAACGACGCAAAAACCGAUCAAUGUAACAAUGUAAACAUAGCCUCAGUUGUGCACCACCGCCGUGUCCAUGUCCCGCGGGCUCAUGCCCUGUGCAAAAUUUUUCGUUUCACUAUAAAUAGCCUUUUAGUUGCAUUUAUUAAUUAAAUUAACUUCUGAUGCAAUCUAAAUAAAUUUGUAUUGGAUACACAGAAAGUUAUUUUUUAAGUUUACAGAGGGGAAUACCCUCUUCGGUGUAGGCUAAUGAUGUAUAAGCCUUCUGAUAUAUAGAAAAGAGGGGCGAAGGUAGUUUUACCAAAAGUUUCGAGUUUCCUGUUUGGAACUUGCAUGUUGGGGCGUGGUUCAAAUCUAAUUCUCCAAUUUAAUUCUCAGGUAAUCACAACCCCCAUUUCAGCUUUCCCAUUCUGAAAAUUUGUGGGAAUGAUUUUUAAGUAGAUCUUUAUUUUUACCCAAUAACCAUUCCAAUAUUGUGAACAAUAUAUUGAUAAUAUAUAUUGAUAAUUCAAGUAGCACCGAAUUCAUAUCAUGAACUAUGAAUUUUAUUGUAGCUUGAUCAAUAGCAUUCAAGUCGAAACUGGGACAAGUGUGGUGGCACCCAUUGAACUCUGGGGACUUGUUGAUGCAAACCACCCAGAACUCUCAAAAUAUGUCCACGAACUCAAACAAAAAGACUCUAGUUUCCGUCCCGGCUGGAUAACAGACGCCGUAAGUACAGUGUUACAAUAAUACGAUUUACUUACAGAUGUACGAAGACAUUUUAAUUAUAAUUAUAAUUUAGACGCGAAAAUAACUAAAAUACCCAAAAUGCGACAAUCAUAGAAUUAACCGCAAAAAAACCCAUUCAGUGGAUUUUGUAUAACGAUAAUUCCACAUAAGUGGCACAUAAUCAUGACAAAACCUGAAACACAGUAAACGUCGCCUAAAAACAAGUCUUAGAGGGUACGAAGAUCACUGAGCUUCAGUACUUCCACUUCAUAUCUCAUAUAUCCUAUGAAUUCCUAACUUUUCUAAAAUUUCCUUAAUGUUCACCAACAUAUUUUUGUUGUUUUGAAUGUUAAGGGCAUGGUGCAUUUUGCACGUUUUUGAAAAGCAUUUUCGAAAAUAUUAGAUGUAAUUUGAUGGCGUUUGAUGUGUUAUUUGUUGCCACUAUAACUUGUAAUUUGGUAGUAUUCAAAGACUUUAUAUCAGGUCUGAAAAUUCCUCAGAAAUUUCUAGAAAAUUUGAUUUAUGUUAAUAUAGUUUGUUACGGACCAAUGGACCAUGCACCAUCCGGGAGUGUUGCUUAUUAAAUCAUUUUCUAUCUAUAUGUCUGUAUGUAUGACAAUAUGAGCCCGCACGAACGGGAGAAAAUUUCCAAAAUUUGCAACGUUUAAUAAUUAUAACAUAUUUUAGCUAAUUAUUCAUUCCAAAGAUAAUACACGAUUAUUUCACUUUCGUAUUGUUAGAUGGUCGAUUAGAGUAUAUGUGAAUUUCUAUCUACUAUUCAGGAUUGCAUGUUUGUAUAUUAAAUCGAAUGAAUUUGUAUCUUGUGUGCCUGUGUAGACUAUAAAAAUGUUUCCUUGAAUCCUAUCUCAGAGAUUAUUAAAGGCACAAUUGUAUGAUAACAACUACAUAAACAGGAAAGACCAUGACAAUCUAUUACGCUGGUAAUAUUCAGCAACACUAAAAAUUUUUUCCAAGCACAACAGGGUCGUAUUUCCAGUAGACGUCCGAUAAAAAAAAUCGUUUUUACCCAUUGUUGCCAAUUUUGUGCAAGAUAUCCGCUGACAACUGAGCCCACACGAGCUGGAGAAAAUUUGCCAAAUUUGAUCUGUGUGUAUAACCCAAUAUAUCACCGCUUGGCAUUUCACUUAUAACAUCUUUUAGCUAUUAUUCAUUAUGAAUAAUGCAUGCUUAUUUCCUUUUCGUAUUUAUAGGUAAUCGACACAUAUUUGAAAUAUGUGUGGGACUGCACUCGGUGGCGGAAAGAAAUCCUGGUGUGUUCUUCAUUGACACACCAAAUGGCAAUGAUGGGUGCCCUAGAGCUCUUCGAAGAUAAGGAGAUAAGGAAAGUAAUGAUUCCGUUAAAUUUUCGGGGGAGUCAUUGGACACUGUUG
Paramuricea clavata is the source of this 5876-nucleotide messenger RNA. NCBI's taxonomy places the organism in Eukaryota, Metazoa, Cnidaria, Anthozoa, Malacalcyonacea, Plexauridae. The record is from the annotation of a GenBank genome assembly.